This is a messenger RNA of Aspergillus terreus NIH2624, 1065 nucleotides long. RefSeq lists its product as uncharacterized. Bases 1 to 1065 code for a protein of 354 amino acids. The transcript has a single exon. Lineage: Eukaryota; Fungi; Ascomycota; Eurotiomycetes; Eurotiales; Aspergillaceae. The record is from RefSeq and is a predicted model, not a curated record.
AUGUCUAUUGACGAUAUUGGGAACAGACUUGGCUCUGAACUCUCGCUCGCGGAGAGCUACGCCGUCACAUCAUUCUUCUCCAUCGCGCUCUAUAACGUGGUCGAACUGACACUCAUCCUUUUCGUGCGCUUCAGACGCCGUGGCGGUCUCUACUUCUGGAGCUUCUUCAUCGCAACAUGGGGUAUUGCGCUUUACUCCAUAGGGUUCAUUCUUAAAGACUUCAACCUCGCAAAUUCUAUCUCGUAUGUCUACGCUUCGCUCAUGUUCCUCGGAUGGUCCUCGAUGGUCACCGGCCAGUCAAUGGUCCUACACUCUCGUCUUCAUCUAAUCGUGCAAAAUCAUCUCACACUCCGCUUGAUACUUUGCAUGAUUAUCGUCAAUGCGGUCAUACUCCAUAUUCCGGCUGGAGUCCUCUGCUAUCUAGCCAACUCUCCCGUCUUUCCCCGCUUUGUCGUGCCAUUUGCGGUGUACGAAAGAGUCCACGUGUCGGUCUUUUUUGUUCAAGAAUCGGUCAUCUCGGCCCUCUACCUAUAUGAGACGUGCAAACUGCUUCGUUCCGAAUUGGUCAUUGGAGAUAUGCACAGGGGAGCUUGCCGGAGGCUCUUGCUACAUUUGAUAUACAUGAGCGCUAUUGUGAUGUUGCUCGAUAUUGGCAUCUUACUGCUUGAGUACACGGGCAGAUAUACGUCGCAAACUGCAACCAAGGGUUUCGUAUACAGUGUGAAGUUGAAGCUGGAGUUUAGCGUUCUUAACCGGUUGGUUGAGUUCGUACAAAGGUCGAGCCAUUUAAGUCCGGACUUGACUGGUCCUCGGGACGGCUGGAACAUCAGAGGCGAAUGGCAACGCAGUGGUGGGCACCUUCACCCCCGAAUGUGCUGUUCCUGGUUUAGGUAUGCCAGCCAAGCACAGCACGAGCAUGGUUUUUCUAUUGGGGGAUACGUUAUGCGGGCCAUGCACAUCACACUGAAGUCGUCUAUUGCUGGAGAACCUACCGAGCCGGGAUCAGUCGCAGCGGCCCCUGGAUUGACUGUUCAUCAUACAGUUAAUGGGGCAGCCAAUGGUUGA